AGAAAACAGAUAGGUAACGAUGAUCUCCCUAUGUGUUAUGAUGUAAUUAUCGAGAAUGAAGAGAUACGACUGCAUGUUUUGAGGUGAUGGGUAAGAAGUUACUGGUACUAGGAGCCUCUGGUAACACUGGUCAACAUCUGGUGAAACAGGCGCUCGAGAGAGACCACCAUGUUACCGCUCUGGUCAGGGAUCCAGCAAAGAUAGAGAUAAAGCACGAUAAACUCUCUGUAGAGAAAUGUGACGUCUUCAACAAAGAAGAAAUGAGACCACAUUUAGAGAAUGCUGAGGUUGUGCUGUCUUGUUUGGGGUUUCCUCUUCAGAGAAAAGAACCUGUCCCGUACUAUUUACAAGUUGCUCAAGUUCUAUCAGAGACAAUGCAUGAGUUUGGAAAACGAAGAGUCGUCUUCAUGCAUUCAUGGUACACGCAUCCAGAAUCUCGAGCUAGAUGCCGAGGAUUCUUUCUGAAAAACUUCUUUCUACCCUACGUUAUAGGACAGUCCCUUAACGGAAUGAGACUGAGUGAGGAGUACCUUGACAGUACUGAUCAUCUUGAUUACACUUGUAUUCAGCCAGCUCAUUUGCUGGAUGGACCUGUUACAGAUAAGAAGUUCAUAUUGAAUGAAACAGACUCUUGUAUCGCCGAUGCUGCACAAGAAAUCAACAGAGCUGAUGUAGCUAGGUACAUGCUGGACGUUAUUGAUGAUGAGAGUAGCUACAGGAAGAUAAGAGCUAUUGGUGUUGGUGUGGAUGUUACAGACAAAGCAAUACUGACAGACGACAACCACAGCUACGUUCCAAACUGUCCGAUACGAAUAUCAAGGGCGGAUGUAGCUAGGUACAUGCUGGAUGUUAUUGAUGAUGAGGGUAGCUACAGGAAGAUAAGAGCGAUGGGUAUAGAGGGAGAUGACAGUUACAUGGCAGUUAUUAUGGAACAGAUUGAUGAGUUUAAGAAAGUCAUUUUUCGAAAUUAA
Molecule: messenger RNA, 971 nt
Organism: Bolinopsis microptera
Lineage: Eukaryota; Metazoa; Ctenophora; Tentaculata; Lobata; Bolinopsidae
Exons: 7
Coding region: 87-971 (294 amino acids)
Source: RefSeq, a predicted model, not a curated record